This is a messenger RNA of Solenopsis invicta (red fire ant), 1650 nucleotides long. It is a transcript of the gene Alg-2, whose product is annotated as programmed cell death protein 6. The record is from RefSeq and is a predicted model, not a curated record. The coding region runs from base 414 to 977 and encodes 187 amino acids. Gene Ontology annotation, molecular function: calcium ion binding. Lineage: Eukaryota; Metazoa; Arthropoda; Insecta; Hymenoptera; Formicidae. The transcript is spliced from 4 exons.
CAAAAAGAUUUUGUGAUUUGUCAAACCAAUUCGAAAAUCAAUUUAUUCUGUAAUACGAUCGGUAUUCAGGUUCCUCUUACAUCAUUUUUUUUAAUGCUAAAUUUCUGCACUUUUCAUCUUUUCUGUUGUUCUCUCCAACGUCUGAAAGUGCAUAAAGUGCAAUAGAAUAGUGCACUUGUGAAAUAUGCACUCAUUAGAGAAGAAUAGAGCACUUCUGUCGCUCGUGAUUGGUAUUGGUCACCCAAAUUGUAUAUAAAGUAACGUGACUGACGUGUCUCAAGCAUCACGCUUUCAGGAAAUUCAACGUAGAACGACCAGGCAGGCGUUAGUGCGAUUAUCUUCGCUAUUAGCAAACGUAAUAUCGCGCAAGAAAUUCGUUAUCUUGUGACAUUCCUUGUCAAUUCUUCACGAAAAUGUCUUUUGUAUCGCCCAUGCCAAGCCAGCAAUUCCUUUGGGAUAUAUUUCAAAGGGUGGAUAAGGACAGAUCCGGUGCAAUCUCUGCAGAUGAGUUGCAACAAGCUCUCUCAAAUGGUACUUGGACACCAUUCAAUCCUGAAACUGUACGUCUCAUGAUCGGUAUGUUUGAUAAAACCGAUCCUGCUACAGGUAUGUUUGAUAAAAAGCAGACAGGUACAGUCAGCUUUGAAGAAUUUGGGGCAUUGUGGAAGUAUGUCACUGAUUGGGAGAAUUGCUUCCGAUCGUUUGAUCGCGAUAACAGUGGUAACAUCGAUCGCAACGAAUUGAAGACAGCUCUUACGAACUUUGGAUAUCGACUGUCCGAGCAGACGAUCGACAUGCUAAUACGAAAGUACGAUCGUGCAGGACGUGGCACAAUAUACUUCGAUGACUUCAUACAGUGCUGUGUUGCCCUAUACACACUUACAUCAGCCUUUAGACGAUUGGAUACGGAUCUGGAUGGAGUUAUAACAAUCCAUUACGAACAAUUUUUGGGCAUGGUGUUUAAUCUUAAAGUAUAAGUUGCAUAUUAUCUCGCAACCAUUUCUUUCUUACCUGUUUCAUGGCAGCAUAUUAUUCAAUAUCGAAGGGUACAUGAAGGUGCCAAAUAAAGACAAGAGAAUUUUUAUGUAUUAUGUGUAAAAACUCAGAAUCUCCAAAAUUAAGUUAUUUGUACGUUUCUUUUGUAGUAUUAAUUAAAUGUGAUCAAAUCAACAGAAUUUAUUGGAAAAUAAAUUCUAUAAUAGAACAUAAUAUAUAUUUGUUUAUUUAAAUAUCAUUAGUUGUUCUUAAAUUCUUUUCUUCUUUUUAAAUAUAACUUUAUUCUUGUCGAAUAAUAAAUUUUGGAAAUUCUGAAUACGGUAACUGUUCAUUAAGUAAAUAGUUGUUAAGAAGUAACGACAUUGUUAAUAUAAGUCAAUUACAACAGUUUAUCUGUUUACAGAUCACAAUGAUCACUGUUGCUUGCAAAGUUUGAAUGCACUAUGACUUCCAGCAUUACUGUUAAUGAAAGAAUUUAUGAAUAUAAAUGUGCGUUUAAAUAAUUAAUAAACUAUGUUUAAUAAGCUCUAUUUCACAUUUAUGCAUAUAAAUAAUAUCUGUCAAUAUAUUUUAUAUUCACAGCUGUAUUUUUCUAUGAUUAUUCUUGAAUAAUGUGAUUCUAAUAAACAUAAGGAAUAUAUUUCUUUUAAAAAA